AUGUUAAUUCAACAUCUUACAAGUCCGGAAGAUCAAAAUGAAAACACCACACAAAUUACCACACAACAUUCAACAACCUGCACUAUCCUAAGAGAUGGUGGCGAGAAUGACGAAAAAGUAUACGAUGAUUUUCUUCGUAAUAAUUUUACGAAAUUUUCGGGAGGAGAAACCGAAGAUCCAGAACCAUGGUUGCUUGAAAUCCUUGCAACAUUCGAAUCACUAAAAGUUCUAGAAUCAGAGUGGCUUUCAUAUGUAUCCGCGUUGUUAAUACUGAAAGCACCAUUAUGGUAUGGCAAACAUAAGUCAAAAUUCAAGGAUUUUGAUAAUUUCGUGGAAAAAUUCACAAUAGAAUUCCGUCCUAUUGAACGUAUAGCUGGUAAUCAUACACCCACAACAACAUCAACUAGCGAUCAUACUACUACAACAACAAAGAAGCAUCCACUAGAAUUCAGUUUAAUUAAAACAUACAGUGAACAAGUAGUUAAAAAUUUAAAGAAAUUUAGUGAUAAAAAGGAAGAAAACGUCAUGAGGUGGCUCAAUGAUAUGCAAGUUCAAUUUGAUGCCAAUGUUAAACAAGAAUAUGGAUCAAAAUUUAAACAACAACAAGCGCUUGAACGUAUGCAUAAUUACAAACAAACUACAACACAGUCAGUAAACGAAUUUUAUCAUGGCAUUUUGGACAUUUGUCGUGAUUUUGAUCCAAACCAAACGGAACCACCUGGACAUAACCAAACUAAUCGAAGAGCAACAACAAGAUCCAGUAAUCCAGAAAAAGAUUAA
Didymodactylos carnosus is the source of this 780-nucleotide messenger RNA. The record is from the annotation of a GenBank genome assembly. NCBI's taxonomy places the organism in Eukaryota, Metazoa, Rotifera, Eurotatoria, Philodinida, Philodinidae.